Molecule: messenger RNA, 525 nt
Organism: Mycena citricolor
Lineage: Eukaryota; Fungi; Basidiomycota; Agaricomycetes; Agaricales; Mycenaceae
Source: the annotation of a GenBank genome assembly
AUGGAUCCUCACCGCGUCCAGAUUGAGGAACAACACAGGAAAUUCAACUUCAAGAUCAAUGUUUGGGGCGCUAUCCAUCCCAAGGGUGUCAGCGACCUUGUACUUGUUAUUGACAACCUCACUGCUCCCCAAUAUAUCAACAUCUUGACCCGUGCCAUGAUCCCUGUCUAUGAGUACUAUGAGAACCGCCGGCACGCAUUCUUGUAUUUCCAGCAGGACAACGACCUGAAACACACCUCAAAGCUUGCCAAGGUGUUCUUUUGUGACAACCAGAUCAAUGUCUUCCCAUGGCCUGCCAAGUCACCUGACAUGUCAACAAUUGAGAACGCGUGGGCAGAGCUCAAGCAAUGCACUCAUUCCCACCCCCGCUACAACCAAAUCUGGACCACCGCCAAGCUUUUUGAGCUUGCGCAGGAGGUGUGGAAGUCGGACUCCUUCAAGGAGUAUGUCAUUCAUUUGUAUGAAUCUUUCCCUCACCGGCUGGUUCAGCUCAAGGAGAACAACUACUAUUGGAUCAACUACUAA